Molecule: messenger RNA, 759 nt
Organism: Peronospora matthiolae
Lineage: Eukaryota; Oomycota; Peronosporomycetes; Peronosporales; Peronosporaceae
Source: the annotation of a GenBank genome assembly
AUGAGCAAUGCAGAGCUGCGCACGCAAGAUGUGGUCAAGGUGCUGACUAACGAGCACAUCAAGCGACAAGGCGAGAAGAUGACAACGGCAACGACAACGGUGAAGACUGAAGAUGCGACAAAGGCAUUCAGUACCGAGCGCAAGCCCUACCAAUGCACAUACUGCGGCAAGGUGGGGCACACGGCAGAGCGUUGCUGGACGAAGCAAAAGGAUGAAAGUCGAGGAGCCCAACGCGGCGGCAAUGGUCGUCGACGCGGGUCAAACAAUGUCCACUGGCGACAUUAUGAUGAAGGCAACAGCUACGAUCGAGUGGCGUUUGCAGUUUCGUUCGAAUGCGGAGUUUCGACGAACAAGAAUGGACCAGGAAUGUGGGCCGUUGACAGCGGGGCAACACAUCACAUCUGCCACGACAAGUUCAAGUUUGCAAGCUUGGUCGAAGGCAAUGAUGGCGAUAUCCUGGUGGCUGAUGGCAACAAGGCGACCAUCAAAGGUGUGGGGACCAUCGUGGAAAAGGUGAUUCUGCCAAACGGGGAAGAGCGCGAGAUCGAGAUCAAGAACGCGCUCUAUGUGCCCAGCAUGAGCAAAAAUCUGCUCUCGGUGCCGCAGAUUAACAAGCACGGCAACUUCCAAGUGGUGUUUGACGGGGAUACGAUGUACGUCGCUCGCAAGGAUUCCAAUCAAGUGGUGGCAGCUGCGGAUCUUGUAGACGGACUCUACUGGCUUCGCACGACGCAGCGAUCGGCCAAUGCGACAUGUUGA